Ananas comosus (pineapple) is the source of this 2362-nucleotide messenger RNA. RefSeq lists its product as uncharacterized. The record is from RefSeq and is a predicted model, not a curated record. Bases 261 to 1889 code for a protein of 542 amino acids. The transcript has 2 exons. NCBI's taxonomy places the organism in Eukaryota, Viridiplantae, Streptophyta, Magnoliopsida, Poales, Bromeliaceae.
CUAUUGUACAAACCCCCUCCAUUCCCGGGAUAAGCAGGGAUAUAGCACGACGACAAUACGCGCACGGCGCACCGCUCCGAGACCCCCGCUACGAAACGAUACGCUCGCCGAAACCCCACAACGCGCUCCGAUACGUAUCGGACUCGACACCGCUACGACCCCUCGCCUCACCGUCGCCCCCCGCUUCGAUGCCUUAUUAGGGUUUCAUCGUCCCUGGAUCGAGUGAAACCCUAAAGAGAGAGAGAGAGAGAGAGGAGGCGAUGGGAGUUUGGGGUGAGGGGGCGGGGUGGUGCUUCUGCUCCGGGGGCGGGGUGAGGUCGGAGAGGGUGAAGGGGAGCAUCUUCGCCGCCAAGGGGGCCGCCUUGGCCACCAUCUCCGUCGCCGGCGCCGGAGGCGGGGGUGGGACGGGGUUUUUGAUCCACCGGAGCCUCCUCCUCACCACCCACGCUACACUUCCCUCCGGCGCCGCCGCCGAGGCCGCGGAGAUCCGCCUCAGCCACCGCCGCAUCGCCGCCCGGCUCGUCCCCUACAGAUUUUUCAUUACCAGUUCCAUCCUUGAUCUCACGAUAGUAGGGCUUGAUACUAUGGAUGGUGACUCAAACUCGCAGGGCGGGCCACAGCCUUAUUACUUGAAAACAUGCUGCAACCCCAGUCUAGAUCUGGGCAGCGUAGUUUACCUAUUAGGGCACACCAAGAAAAACGAUCUAACAAUCGGUGAAGGAAAAGUUGUAAUCGCCACUGACAACCUCAUAAAGCUCUCAACUGACGGGGUAACCUGGUGCCCUGGCUCGGCUGGCUUCGACGUCCAAGGCAAUCUAGCCUUCAUGGUCUGUGAUCCCAUGAAGCUCGCCUCUUCUCCCACCGCAAAGUCUUCCUCCGCAUCAUCUUCAUCUUCUCUCUCGUUGAAAAUGGAUUCACCCAUGCAAUUCGGGAUACCUAUUAGUGUUAUAUGCGAUUGGUUACAUCAGCAUUGGGAAGGGAGCUUGGAUGAGGUUAGCAAACCCAAGUUGCCUAUUAUUAGGUUGAUGUCUAGUGGACAAAAGAGUGAAAAUUCCUCCGCUUCUUUCACUCUAAAAAGCGUCUUUAAGCCCACAGAUGGUGAGAAUAAUGAGAUGUCAUUAUCCUCCCAGAUAGUAACUAGACCUAAAUAUUAUCACGGAUCGAGCAGUUCUACUAAUGCAAAGGUAUCUCAUGAUGAAAACCCGAUAGUUGAUUUACGCUCUUCUCAUGAACCAGGAAUCCUAACUCCGGAGAUCUAUGAAACCCCCAUUGUGAUUCCUGGUCCAGUUCGGAAGAAGGAGCAAGCCCCACAGCUCUUGGAUAUCAACUUCCCUCCUAGGGUUCCGAGAUCGAUUCAUUUACCGCUUCCCCUUAAGCAAAUGCUCUCAGCAGAAAAUGACGUCGAAGGAGCUAAAGAUAGAAACCCAUCAGGAGAAAAUGGAUUAAAAUCCCACGAAAUGCAACAAGCCAACAGUGAAGUGCAGUCCAGUUCAUCCCCUGUGGAGAUCUCGGAGUUUGGAAAUGAAAGAGAUGGGUUUAGCAGCGGAGAGGAAACCAUGUACUCAGCUGAAACUAUGGAGAGCAGAAAUAUACCGAGUCCGAGGGAGAAUAACAACAACAAUCAGCAAGUUGGUAGGAGCCAAAGCUGUGUAAAUUACAGCAGAUGGGCUUCUCCGAGAAGCACAGGAGAACGAAAGGGAGCUUUACAAAAGCAGCAUACGUUGAUCCCCAUAAGGAAAACUCAGUCACAGACCACAGCAUUGCAGCACAGAGGCCACGAUUAUUUUAGCCCAACAGUUUCGUCCAGUAUGAAGAAGAGGAACUCCUGCGAGCAGCCAAUGAGACCUCGACAGAGCGCCGUUCAAGUGUCGCCAAGAUGGAUGUUCUAAAAUAGGAUCAGUUGUUUCUUGACUGAAGGAAACAGUAAUUAUCCACCCCUAUCUUCUUACUACUUAUUCGUGAGUCUCUGUUGUGACCUGUGUUCGUUCUUUCCAUUAAGACAAUCUUCUCUCUCUCUAUUGUGAUUGUAUGUGCAGAAAAUGUUUAGAGUAAUAACCGGACCUACUCUAAAAAAUAGGGUACAGAUCUAGUUGGGUGAGAGCAAUGUGACUUCCUAAUGUUGUAUUUUGUAUAUUUAGCUUCUUCGAUAUGUAGCUUUAAACUUUUUGGCUUCAUUCUUUAAAUGAUUAGUAGUACUUAUGCUUUUUACAUGUUACUUUGAUGAAAAUUUGUCACAUGUCAAGUUUGUCACAACUGUUGUUAAUAAGAAAUGUUAGUUGCUCUAGUCCUGCUUCCUUGUAUCUUUUAAAGGAGGUUGGAAAUUCUAUGUAAUAUACUGAAUAUACUAUUGUUGUUCCAUGAA